ACAUACUGUAGGAGGGUGGGAAGAAGGAGAGCGGGAGUGAGGGAGGGAUAGAGAAUACACGCAUGCAAUCGACGAGAACGUCUUGUCAUAAGAAGUGCGAGUAUAAACAUUAACAUUGAAUUGAACUAACGUAUCGUCAACGAAUGAUUGCAGUGCAUAUAAUUAACAUUGGUUUGACAUUGUUUGCAAUUGACACUUGUAUGAUGCCAUGAAAAAUAAUAUCUUUUUGAGUGGUUCUUCAUUUCUCACUCCGUGUGCGAUCAAUAUUAGUCGGUCGUGGCAUACUGAGUCGAUCCAUUGUCUAAUAGUGUCACUCAUCAUGGUGAUAAUAUUCAUCAAUCGAACGUAUUAUCAAUUUUAUUACUGUAACAAAUAGCAUUAAUAACAUAGUUAUUGAUUUAUCAUUGGUGAUCGUCAUAGUGAACGACGGUAACGACGACAGUGUAGUGACAGUGGCGACGACGGUGGCGGUGACUGUGACGGCGGCGGCAGCGACAGUGGUGGUAGAAAUAGCUGUGGCGGUGGCGGUCGAAUGGCGGUCGCGGUAGCGAUCGUGAUAGCGAUUGUAGCGACGAUAGAAACGAUAAUAUCAAAGACAGUGAGGAUAGAAACGAACAAUAGUGAUAACCAAAUUCACGAAACAAUGAAUAUGCAUUAUUUGAGGAAAUAUAUAACUCGUAUUAAAAUAACAUGAAAGAUAAAAAAAUAUGCAAAUGAAAUCAGCAAAAGGUAGAGAAAGAAAAAGCAAUCGCGAAUAAUUGUGUUUCCUUCCAAGUGUUUAUAAGGAAUUCUUAAGAAAACGAAUAAAGUGUGAUAAAUGGAAAAUUAAACAAGAAUAAGAUAUCUUAAUUAUAUAAACUCAUUCAAAGUGGCAUAAACUUGUUCAAGAACGAAUUAUCAUGUACAUGGAAGCAACGUUGCAAUGGACAAUAGAUUGCGGAUAAUAGUCAGAUCGUUGAGUUGAAUAUAAUAUUACAGCAAGGGGAAUAGACAUAGAAAAAGACACAUGAACGGGUUAAGCUUGCUCUCGAUUCGCGUACUAAAAGAGAACGCAUUGACUAAAAUGAACGCUUUAUAUUUUUCCUUACUUAGUGCUAUUUUUCUCUUAUAAUCAGAAAUAUGUGCUAAAUGAACAAUACUUCGAAUUAAGUGUGGCAAAGUGUAAAUUUCUUAUAUUGUGGAUGUAAAUACAUCUGUAUUAUGAAUUGUACAAAAUAGCGUAGUAUGUCACAAAUUGUCUCGAAAAUUUCAUACAACGAUCGAAUCUGUUUUAUUCUCUUGACUCUUUUCAUAUACCAUAAAAAUAAUGGAGACAUUAUUACCCGGCAAUACGAACAAUCAAUCGUAUAGCCCACAAUUGAAGACCGUCUUAAAGACAUAUCAAUUAUCAGCUGUGAAAAGUUUACAGGGUCCGAGUUCGGCCCUGCUUGGUAUGGACUGCAAAAGUCUAUUACAAGAACAAACACCUUGUUACUCUCCUUCAAACCGGUCGAGUAAUUGUGCCAUUGAUUCAGUAUCAGAGCAGAUUUCAAUAAAAGAUCCUGAAAAGGAUAAUUCAUCUAUAGCACCCAUCAGGCCUUGUAAAAUACGCAGAACGGAUCAACCGCUGGAAGAUUCAGAUGAAGAUCCGCAAUUGGAACGGUCGAAAAACAUUUGCGAAAAGAGAGAAUUAGAAUUUCAAAUACCUAUCUUAACAGCAUCUGACCAAAGUUGUUCUGAAAGAUGUGAAACAAUUUUAGAAGGCGAAAGAAUAUCAUGUUUUGUUGUAGGGGGCGAAAGGAGGUUAUGUUUACCACAAAUAUUAAAUACGGUCUUGCAAGAAUUUUCCCUUCAUCAAAUUAAUCAAGUUUGCGAUGAAUUACAAAUUUAUUGCUCACGAUGUACACGAGAUCAGUUAGAGGAACUUAAGCAUUCAGGAAUUCUGCCGCGCAAUGCUCCUUCCUGUGGCCUUAUCACUCAAACAGAUGCUGAAAGACUUGUCAGUGCUUUACUUUUACGGACAGAAUCAUGUGAUCCUUCUCAAAUUGGUCAAACCCAAGAUAAUAUUGAAAAGAAAGUGUGCACUAAAAAUGAUAAUGAUGAAGAAUCUAUUGUCAAAUUUAAAGUGUAUCAUGAGUGUUUUGGAAAGUGUAAAGGCAUUUUUGAUCCAAGUUUAUUUGAAUCUGAUGAUUCGGUGUGCAUAGAAUGCAUUGAAUGUGGCUGUCAAUUCUCACCUCAACGUUUCGUUAGACAUGCUCAUAGAUCUCUUGAAAAUCGUACCUGUCAUUGGGGCUUUGAUUCUGCAAAUUGGCGAUCAUAUCUAUUACUUUCACGAGAUCAAGAACACUAUAAUAAAUCACUUACUUUAUUUCGAGAAUUAAAAGAAAAACAUCUUAGAUUGAGUUCCAAGCGAAAAUCAGAGCAUGAUUCAGAAAAAUUAAAACGAAUUAAGAAAGAUAUAGGAAGAGAAGAUUGUCCUGCAAUUUAUAAUGGAAAUGGCUUAGGCAUAUAUCAUCCUGUAUCACAAGUAGCCAAUGCAACUGAUCCAUAUCUACAAAUGUCAUGGGCAGUUUUUGAAUUAGCAGCUAGAGGAGCAUCAGCUUUUAGACCAUGGAAUACCACAAAUACAUGCAAGCAUAAAGAUAAUUCAUCAUUAGUGCCUGCAUAUCUUAGUCGUGGUCCACCUGUACUACAACAUCCAGAACAUGUGGUUCCUCUCUCUGAAUGUAAACGUUUUGAACCACAUUUUCAACCAAAUGUAGCCUUAGCACCUAUACCUGCACCAUCUGUGCCUGUAGUACUUCCACCAUCUGCUCAUCAUCAACGGCGACAUCAUCAUGAACAUAAACGUUAUAAUCAACAUUCAUCAAAUUCUAAUGAAAAGAAAGAAAUUUUAUCAGAUAGUGUCAAAUCUGAGAAAACAUCUCCUAGUUCUGGAUCUAGUAUUGGCGUAUAUUCUGCAUUCCCUUCUUAUGAGUCUGGAAAUAAUCAAAAAGAACUGCCUCAUAAACCUAAACAAGAAAUUGGUGAAGAAGAAGAAAGUAGUGCUGCUGUAACAUCUUCUACAAUAAAUAUAGAACCCCCUUUGGCUGAAAUUGGAACUUCUUCGCUAGAAAGUGAUUCUGAUUCUGAAGGAACAGCAGCAAUAGAUUUAGAAGAAAGAUUGUUAGCCUUGGAAGUACCACAAGAUGUUCUGGAGUUAGCACGGCGUAUAGUUUCAGAAAAUGCACAAUUACGACGCCAUCGACGUUCAGACGCACGCGAAAUAUUACGAUUACGUAAUCAAUUGCAAAUGCAACAAAUACAAUCAUCUAAUGAUGGUGAUAAAAAGGAGGAACCAGUGAAUGCAGCAAGUGCAGCAGAUAGCACAGAAGGUAGUGAAGAAACAGAAGCUAUAUUGCCAUCAAAUAAUAAAGAGUCUGAACCUGUUGUUCUAGCUGUUAGUAAAGAAUAAAAUUAGUGAUUAGAGUUUUUUAAAUUAUUUAAUACAAAACUGCUCAGCAAUUUUUUGCAAUGCUCAUCUUUUAUCAGAUAAGCAUGCAUUAAAUUUAGUAAUAGCUAUAAUGAUAAUGAUAAAUUCUAAAUAAAUAAAAACUGUUUAGGUUAUGUGAUAAAUAGAAAGCCUUUAACGUUGUAAUCAUUAAUUUGAAAUUUUUAUUGUAACCAUAUUUCGAUUAUGACGAUUUUAAUUAAAAUCGAAUGUAGAUAUUGUAAUAUAUAGAAAAAUAACAUAAGUUAAUUAAAAUUUAUCAUGCCAUUUAAUAACUAUACUUAAUGGUUUUUAAAUAAGUUUUUGUGUAUAUUAAAUAUGCACAUCACAAAGAUUUUUAUGAUCAUUUGUUUAAUUGCUAAAUUAAACAGCGAUCAGAAAAUAAGAGAUUAGAUUGCUUUCCAUUUACUUUUUUUUAUAAUUAUGAUUGCAUAAUGUAAAUAUGAUCCAAGUAUCAUAGAUGUAUGUUUAUAUUGAUAAUAUUAUCAUGCAAAAUAUUGCUAAAGUACAAAAAAUCUUUAGGUGCUAUAUUAUUAUAUUAGGAAUGUUCUAAACAGAAAUCUAGGUGUAUUUCAGCAGUUCGUAUUACACCAUAAUAUCAGAAAUCUCGAUUAUAUUUUAGUUAUGAUCUUUAUAGCGUUAAAUAAUGAAAUUUUAUUUUUCGCUAAUAAACUUAAUUUGAGUGAUUAAAAAUAAAAUCCGUUAAUUAUUUAUAUAUUUCAAAAUCAUUAAAUUAUAUUUAAGUAAUAUUAUAAUAAAUCAUUGAAAUUUAAUUUAUAUGGAAGGUUAUUAAUUUUUUUAUACGUUGAAUAUUUUUCGUUAUCAUAAUACGAAAUUAAUUUUAAAUUCUUAACUCUCAACAUUCAUUACAUUAUGAAUUGUUAGAUGAAAAUGAAUAUUAUUAUAAAAAAAAAUACAUGAAAUCAUGUGAUUAUGUUCACUUUUUUUUAUUUUUUUUAUUUUUUUUUUUAUUAUUAUUAUUUUUUUUUUUUUUUGAUAUGAAUAUUUAUUUGUGACAUUGUAUCUACAUAUCAUUUUAGUUAUAUAUAAAAUUUAAAAAUUUUGACCCUAUGGGUUUUGGAAAAUUAAAUGUGAUUUAUUAAAAAUAUUUUUACAUGAUCAAAAAUUAAUUUGUAUGAAAAUAAUAUAAUUAAUAUUUAUAGAAAAUUCUGUCUCUAAAAUGAAAUUAUAAGCACAAGUGAUUUUUAUUAAAUGUUAUUUUCAUUUCUGCUCAUUGUAGUGGCAUGUAUAUGCAAUAAUAGAAGCAACACUUUUUUCCAAAUAUCCUUAAAAAAACCAAUACUGAUUUAGAGAUAUACCUAGAUAUUAGACAUCUAAGCAUGAAAGAACAUGAGUAUGAAAUAUAAAGAUAUAAAAAAUAUAUAUAUUUAUAUAUGUUUUCAACACAUAUUUUUUAAUCUUAUUAAUUUUUUCUUAAACGUUUGUGUAUUCCUUUAUUUUUUUAAAUUUUUUUCAUUGUCUUAUUUGUUUCACAUAAUUCAAAAUUUCUGAUAUUUGCAUAAUUUGAAUAUAAAUUCUUAAAUUUGAAUCGAAAUUCAAGAUAUAGUUAUUCAUAUCGUAUAUAAAAUGUAAAUUUGUUUUUUUAAAUUUAUAGUUAAAUAUUUCGAACAUAUAAAAUAUUGAAAAAAUUAAAUAUAGAAAGGUUGUUUUAUAAGCUUUAAAAGCUUUUUGUAUCAAGUAUAUAUUAGAACAAUAUAAUAUAAAUCUUAAACAUAUUUACAUAUGACGUAGCAAGAAAAUAUUAAUUAUACAGUUGUGUAUUUAAAAUAUACGUAUACACAUAUUUCGAGACUGUUUCUAAGAUCUCGUAUCACAUACAUUUUUCUAACAUAAUAAGAGUGCCAGUAAUUCUUGUAUCAUAAAGCACAAGACGUAAAAUAUUUCCAUUUUCAAUUUUAUUAUUCAUAUCGCUCGCUUUUUAAAUACAAGUAAAUCAUAAAUUUUCAAAGCAAUCUGUUAGAGAAAAAAUUGAUAAAGGUGUAUAAUAUAAUUGAUUAUGUAGGAUAAAUACAUUCAUUAUUAUACUCCAUAUAACACUUGGUCAAUAUAUAUGACAUGUAUGUUACAUCGUAUUGUUGUAAUAAUAUAAGCAUCCCACCUAAGGUGAACAAUAUAAUAAUUUAUGAUUUUCAUAUACUCAGUUUAUUAUGGGUAUUUAGAAUAUGUGGUAAAUAGUACACGUAUAAAUCGCAUACAAUUUAGUUUUUUUUUUGCAUAUAUUUGAGAUCUGCGUAUAAAGUUUCGAUAAGAUCAUGUAACUGCCAUGACUAAAGAUUAUUUUAAUUUUGAAUUGUGUGUGUGUGGGUGAUGUAUUUUAAGUUAAAAUGGGAAUUACAAAUAAAUACAUAAUAUGCGACGCCUGACUUUAUUAACAUUUAUGCACGAUACGCAACGCGUUAAUGUGGAUUUCGUUCGUUCGAAUAAAUAUUAUUCUGCCAAUUGGCUCUUAAUUGAUUAGGGUGAUUUAUAAAAAUGAGAUGUUAUCAGAGUAUUCAUAAAUAAGAAAUAUCGUUAUUGUUAUGAUAUAUUUAGUUCAAUUUUAAAAAAUGAAACGCGUGCGCGAAUAGUAGUUAGAAUAAUUAUUGCAUUAUUCUACGCAUACGCUCAAUAUUUUAUACGAUAUUGUAUUCAAUAUGCGUAUAUUAAUGCAUUAAUAUUUUCAAAACUUGUUCGAUUUUCAUUUCAAAUAUUAGGCUAUAAUAGAAUUCUGUGCUCACAUUAGACAUAGAAGUAUGAAAUAUUAAUCGAACGAGUUUCAAUAUCUUGUUUUGUCUUUAUCCAUGAAUCGGAAUUCAAGAAAAUAAACUAUUGAGUGAUAUAAAUAAAGCGUUCAUUAUGUAAAAUAUUCAAAUGCAAUAAAAUAUUAUAUUCGCUGCAAAUUAUUUCAUAGAAUUAAACAAUCUUAUACGUGAUAUUUAUAAAAUAGAGUAUGCGUAAAAUAUUGCUUCAUGGGUGAACUUAAUAAUAAUAUUUAGUGUGUUUAUUGAUCUUGAUAAAAUAUAUAAGUAGGUGCACACUUUUUCAAAUAUAAUAGAAUGUUUUAUUUCAAAUUGACUUUGAUAUCACGAUAGAUUUGUUUCAUCAAUGAGAUAAAUAAUAACUAAAAACUAUUGAUUAUUUUAAUGAAUUAAUAAUAAUAUGAAAAAAUUUUGUAUUUGUAUGGGGACGUGGUAUGUAUUAUGCUAGUAAAAUGUCCCGAGAUUCGGGUGUAAAUUAUCUCGUGCAUGUUCUAUCAAUAGUUUAUUUUCUUAACUUAUUCUUACUCUUCAAUAGAUGACAUAAUAGAUUUAGAAUAAAUGUUUUUCGUAUACUACAUAAUUAAUAAAUAUUUUUAAGAAAUUAAAUACAUAAAAGAAGUGCAAUAUGAAAGUACAAAAUUUAAUGUUUCAUUUGAAUUUUAUAUAUUUUACAUCAAAGAAAAAAAUUAAAAAGAAAGAAUAUAUGGAUGUCUUUUCCAAUAUUCUAAAUUUUCUUAACUAUAAGACUUUCGAAAAUGUUUUACUAUCAAAAUCUUUACUAUAUGUAAGACCAUGUCCCUGAUGACGUACUUAUAUAGCGUUGAACUUUUGAAUAAUAUUAUCUACUGAUAAAAAAAAGCGAUUUAGAACCAUUUAACGUUAUACAAUUUUCUAAUCACUUUAACGUUAUUCUGAAUUUUGUAUAAUCGAAUUUCUGUAUUCGAACGACGAAUUCCAUAUUCUUAUGAAUCGAUAUUUAAUGAUGGAUAUGAAGUAGAUCCAGUAGUGAUCUGAUUUUUGGCAUAAUUGUAGGGUAAAUGUACAUAUAAUUAUUUUCCAAAAAAAAAAAUACUCAUUGUUAAAUGUAUAUGAAGCGAAAUUGUUAUAGAUAAGGCUAUUAUCGUCAUUUAUAUUAAUUGAGAUAAUAAACGACGUUUCGAUUAAAUAAAAUUUUUUCAUGUUAA
This is a messenger RNA of Apis cerana (Asiatic honeybee), 7412 nucleotides long. Its product is annotated as ski oncogene. The record is from RefSeq and is a predicted model, not a curated record. Gene Ontology annotation, molecular function: SMAD binding; DNA-binding transcription factor activity, RNA polymerase II-specific; RNA polymerase II cis-regulatory region sequence-specific DNA binding. Gene Ontology annotation, cellular component: transcription regulator complex; cytoplasm; nucleus. NCBI's taxonomy places the organism in Eukaryota, Metazoa, Arthropoda, Insecta, Hymenoptera, Apidae. Gene Ontology annotation, biological process: negative regulation of BMP signaling pathway.